CUCACUCCCUUUUAUUUAUCACACCUAAACUUGUGACCAAACCAAACAAACUCAUUUCAAUUCCACAACCAAAACAAAACAAACCAUCCAAAAACACACCCCCAGCCAUGCACUCCAAAACUGACUCAGAAGUAACCACCAUCAGCAUUGCUCCAUCCUCUCCCACCCGCUCCCCCCGCCCCGCUGCCUACUACGUCCAGAGCCCAUCCCGCGACUCCCACGACGGCGAAAAGACCACCACCUCGUUCCAGUCCACGCCAACAGGCUCUCCCCCGCACUCGCAUUCCUCUGUGGGGCGUCACUCACGGGAGUCCUCCUCGAGCCGCUUCUCGGGCGCUCUCAAGGAUGGUUCACGCAAAGUCUACCCCAAUGAUGGCAAUGAUCGUCGUAAAAAUCACAAGAAAAUCGAUGUUAUUGAAGAAGAAGGGCUUCUUGACGAUGAGGAGUAUCGAAAAGGCCUGCCUCGUCGAUGCUAUCUGCUUAUUUUCGUUCUCGGCUUCUUUGUUCUCUUCACGCUUUUCUCCUUAAUUUUAUACGGUGCUAGUAAGCCGCAGAAGCCUAAGGUUACGAUGAAGAGUAUUAAGUUCGAGACGCUGGUGAUUCAAGCUGGUUCGGAUAAUUCAGGAGUUGCCACGGACAUGAUCACUAUGAAUGCUACAGUCAAACUCAGUUUUAGAAACACCGCUACAUUUUUCGGAGUCCAUGUCAAACCAACUCCUGUUAAUCUGGAUUACUCUAAAAUCACUCUUGCUUCCGGAAACGUGAAGAAAUUUUAUCAAUCGAGAAAGAGUCAGAGGCUAUUGACCGUGACCUUAACAGGGAGUAGGGUUCCAUUAUACGGCAGCGGGGCAACUCUGAGCAGCUUAAACGGAGUUCCCACUGUUCCCGUACCGUUAACACUGAACUUCGUCGUCAAAUCAAGAGGCUACGUGUUGGGAAAAUUGGUUAACCCAAAAUUCGACAAGAAAAUCGAGUGCUCGGUUGUUUAUGAUCCGAAAAAACACAAAAAUGUGGCCAUCUCAUUGAAGAAAUCCUGUACGUAUAAUUGAAUUAAUUGAUGUAACAGAGUACAUGUGAGUUGUUGCUUUGCAAGAUUACAGAUCAGAUGGGGUGUUCAAUUGAGUAGGUAUGGGACGAACGCGGUUAUUUAACUUUUGUCAUCGAAAAGGGAUUCGUCGGUGACUUUUUUUAUGUGGAAUUUUGGUUAGGAAAAUAGGAAAAUACACGUGUUUCUUUAUUCUUUUUAAAGGUUUUAUGUGUAUUAAUGAGCCUACAUUGUUGGGAUGAAGAUAUAUGUAAUAAUGAGUUGAAAAUAAAAAUUUUGUUGAAUA
This is a messenger RNA of Daucus carota subsp. sativus, 1331 nucleotides long. RefSeq lists its product as uncharacterized. NCBI's taxonomy places the organism in Eukaryota, Viridiplantae, Streptophyta, Magnoliopsida, Apiales, Apiaceae. The transcript has 3 exons. The record is from RefSeq and is a predicted model, not a curated record. Gene Ontology annotation, cellular component: plasma membrane. The coding region runs from base 108 to 1049 and encodes 313 amino acids.